AUGUCAGUGGAGGCACUGUUGGUCACAGCAGCAUGGAAGGGACCUUAUGAGAAGGACUAUAACCUGGUACCAUGGUUAACAACAUUUUUUGUUUACUCCAAAAGAUGUGCAAGAAAUAAAAACAUGGGAAAUGUAACAUCUGCACCAGAAUUCCACUUCAUUCAACUCUCAGAGGAUCCUGACCUACAGCCUGUCCUCUUUGGCCUAUUCUUGUCCAUGUACAUCUUGGCCCUGUUUGGAAACCUGCUCAUCAUCCUGACAGUAAGCUCUGACUCCCAUCUCCAUACACCCAUGUACUUCUUCCUCUCCAGCCUGUCCAUGGUUGAUAUUGGUUUUAUCUCCACCACUGUUCCCAGGGUGAUUGUGGACAUCCAAACCCACUGCCCAGUCAUCUCCUAUGUGGGCUGCCUGACACAGAUGUCAUUGUUUAUAAUUUUUGGAGGUAUGGAUAACAUGCUUCUGGUUGUGAUGGCAUAUGACAGGUUUGUGGCCAUCUGCCACCCUCUGUAUUAUCAGGUCAUUAUGAAUCCCAGUCGUUGUUGUGUCUUACUUCUAGGGUGUUUUCUCCUUAGCUUUGCAGACUUACUAUUGCACUAUGUGGCAGUAGUAGUAAAUUUUUCCAACUGUGAGGAUUAUGUUGAAAUUUCCAACUUCUUCUGUGACCCUUCUGAACUACUUAAAGUUGCCUGUUUUGAUAAUUUCACCAGUAGCAUAGUCAGAUACUGUGUAGGUGCUCUCUUUGGGUUACUUCCUAUUUCAGGAAUCAUUUUCUCUUACUAUAAAAUAGUUUCCUCCAUCAUGAGAUCAUCAUCAUCAAGUGGGAAGCAGAAAACCUUCUCCACCUGUGGGUCUCAUUUGUCCAUUGUUUGCCUGUUUUAUGGAACAGGACUAGGGGUGUACUUCAGCUCCUCUCUGUCACAUUCUCCAAGAAGUGUUGCAGUGGCCUCAGUGAUGUACACUGUGGUCACACCUAUGUUGAAUCCCUUCAUCUACAGUCUGAGGAACAAGGACAUUAAAACUGCCUUAAGGAAGAUUCUUAGCAGAGUAUUCUAA
Cricetulus griseus (Chinese hamster) is the source of this 1053-nucleotide messenger RNA. The record is from RefSeq and is a predicted model, not a curated record. Lineage: Eukaryota; Metazoa; Chordata; Mammalia; Rodentia; Cricetidae.